Messenger RNA from Meloidogyne enterolobii, 3174 nucleotides. NCBI's taxonomy places the organism in Eukaryota, Metazoa, Nematoda, Chromadorea, Rhabditida, Meloidogynidae. The record is from the annotation of a GenBank genome assembly.
UUUCUAAAAAUUUUCAGAGAAAUUUUGAAGGUGAAAAUGAUAGAUUCUGACUUUAAUUUCUUAGAUAUUGAAAAUGAACCUGAAUCAAACUUACGAGGAUCAAGAAUGGAUGGAUAUUUAUACAAACAUGAGCAACGACCAAUUGUUGGCCUUACAAAAAAGAAAUAUUGGUUUGUUCUUCCAAAAGAAGCGCCUGUAUUAUAUUGGUAUAAAAGCCCUAGUGAUUUUAAUUGUGCUGGAAGAAUAGUCUUGUCUGGUGCUGCAUUCACUUUUAAUCCUCGAGACUCUGGAAUAUUUGAAAUUCAUGUUGAUAAUGAAUGCUACAUUCUGGAAGCAUCUGAUAAUAAAUUACGGAUUGAAUGGCUUAGUUCUCUGCAAUAUAAUCGAAAACAGUAUUAUCAACAAAAUUCAAAAGAUAAUUCAACUGAAAUAAAAAUUUCUGAAAAUUCUCAAGGUGCUGCUUGUUCAAAAAAUGAUCAACAAGAUAAAUCACCCACCAGCUUAAAUAGAUUGAGCCGAAAUUUGGAUAGAAAUAUUGAUGUGCCAGAACCAAAAUCUGUUUUUUAUCUGAAUGAGAAUGGUGGAUUACAUCCUGGUAGUCUUGAAAUUCCUCCUCCAAUUUGUAAUAUUCAAUCUAUAGAAAAUUUAAUAAAUAAAGUUAAUGAUGAAACUAAUCAAUUGGAUUUAACAACAAAAUUAUUUCGUAGAACGAGAAAUUCUUUGAGAAAUAAUUCGCAAUCAAGUCAUUGUAAUAUGUCGAAUUUUGCUUUUCCACAACCUCGAGAAAAUUGUGAUAAAUGUGCGGAAUUUCUCAAAGCUUUUGAUCAAUUACGAAAUAAAUGUUUUGAAUUAACUGACGAUUUGGUUGUUUACCAAGACUUGGUUAAUUCGUUGAAAAAGAGUGUCGUUUCUGCACAUAACGAAAAACAGGCCUUGCAACAAUAUUGUGUUGAUGCUUCGUCUGAUAUGGAUAAAUUAGCUUUUGUUUUGGAGCGAGAACAAGCUUUCACAAAUAUUCAAUUUACAGCUUCACAACUUAGAAGAGAUAUCGAAACUUUAAAAGCUGAUAACAGAAAAUUAGAACUCGAAAAUAAUUCACUAAAUGUAACAGUCGAAGCAUAUCAAGAAUCUGUUCGUACUAAAGAAGAAUUAAUUCUACGAUUAGUUGAUCAAAAUUCUAUGGGUGCUCCUGUAAGGAAUUCAAUUAGAAAUAGAUCUACUGGACAUAUAAAUAUAUCACCAGAAGUUCCCGAGGCAUUACUCGUUGACUACGGAACGCCUACUGAUUAUGUUACUAAAAAUGUUUUGGCAGAAACGGCUGUGAGCGAUUUAAAUGAAAUGCACGAUUUAAUUGAAGGAUAUAAAAAUCAAAAUAACUUUUUGAAUAAUGAAGUUAUUGAACUUCAAAGAAUUAUUCAAUCAUUGGAAGAACGAGAACGUCGUUUGAUAAGACAAAAUUUUAGUCUUGAAGCUUUUUAUUAUCAAAUGAAAAGUCGUUAUGUUAUGCUUUUAAAUCAUUUUCGUUCUUCUGAUCAACCUCCAAAAAGAGUUAUUGAACCAUCAGUAAUCCAAAAUUUGGUGGAAGAAGUAUCUCGCCCUCUUUCUCCAUUUAGAGCAAAUAAUUCAAAUACUUUGGCUUCUGAAACUUUGAAGUCUCGUGCAGCUCUUUCCACAGCAAUUUCAAAUCCUGAAGGAAUUCCCGUCGCUGCUUUUGAGGAUUUAAAUGCUGGAAUUUUGCAAAAUGCUGAUCCAGAAACUGAUUCUCUUGGAUUUUAUUUGACACCGCAAAAAUCCCGAAAAUCUGAUGGUUCUAAAAAUGCUUGCCAAGAACCUCCUAAGGAUUUACAAUCUCCUGGAGAUGUUCAAUUAAAUUCUAAGGACGAUCAACAACCAGUUGCAGAACAAAAUACCUGUAAAGACGGUGUUGAACAAACUGAUCCUUCCUCUUCCGUUCCUUCAACUUCUUAUUUUGCCUAUUUUAAUGAAUUAAAAGAAAAACCUGCCUUCUUUUCUCAAAAUAAAGAUUUAUUAUUACGUUUGGCAGCAGAUUCACAAAAAAGAGCUGAUGACAUUCUUUCACUUGUUGAGCCAGGAAAUAAUCAAGAAUUUGUUAAUUGGUUAGCACGAUGGGAUUCAUUUCUUGUUAACCAUGUUUCACAUCCACUUAACCCUGACCCUAAUUUAAAAGCUUUGGUUCGUUGUGGUGUUCCUCAUGCUUAUAGAAGAAGAGUUUGGAGCGGACUUGUUGAUUUUCAUGUUGGUUCAACACAAGUAGAGGCAGGGAAUGGAUAUUAUGAAUGUCUUUUGCGAAAAUCACAAAAGCUACUUUCAGAGGAUGAUGCUGCUCUUAAACAAAUUGAUUUGGAUUUGGCUCGUACUUUGCCAAAUAAUAAAUUAUUUGAAACAGAGCAAAGUCCAAAAGCUGGUGCCUUAAGAAAUAUUCUUUAUGCUUUUCGUUUUCACAAUAAAAGUGUUGAAUAUUGCCAGGGAUUGAAUAGAAUUGGUGCUAUCGGUCUUUUAUAUCUUGAAGAAUCUGAGGCCUUUUGGUUUCUGGUUGCUAGUGUUGAACAUUUACAACCAUUAAAUUAUUAUUCUUCAAAUUUAGUUGGAGCAGUUAUAGACCAAAGAGUUUUACUUGAUUUAGUACAAGAAAAAAUGCCUGCUUUACAUGCACAUUUACAAAAAUUGGAAGUUAAUUUGUCUUUAUUUACCUUAAGUUGGUUUCUAACGGUUUUUGUUGAUGUUCUCUCUCAUACAAUUUUUGAUGUUUUUCUCUAUGAAGGCAAUAAAGUAUUGUUUCGUUUUGCUUUAGCAAUUUUAAGACUUGUAGAGCUUCGCCUUCUUGAAUGUAAUUCAUUUUCCGGUGUUCAUACUUGUUUAAGUAAUUUAUCUUCAAUUGUUACGGAUUAUAAAGCUUUGGCAAAGAUUGCAUUCAAUCAUCUUAAUCCAUUCCCUGCAAGGCUUAUUGAAUCACGUCGUCAAAGCUAUUAUUUUCAGCACAGAUGUGGAAAAUUCAAUAUUUAAUCAACUUUGGAUGAAAAAGAGGGAUUUUACUUUCAUUAUUAUUCUAAAUUUGUAAUUAGCAAAGCUGGGAUUUAAAAUUUUGAAAAGUAUUAAUUUCCAAAAUAUACUCAAAAUCAUUCCAUCUAUUUCCACUUCAUUUUUAACUAUAUA